This is a messenger RNA of Mauremys reevesii (Reeves's turtle), 3167 nucleotides long. RefSeq names its product protein phosphatase 6 regulatory subunit 1 (gene PPP6R1). The transcript has 24 exons. Bases 297 to 2837 code for a protein of 846 amino acids. The record is from RefSeq and is a predicted model, not a curated record. Gene Ontology annotation, molecular function: protein phosphatase binding; protein phosphatase regulator activity. NCBI's taxonomy places the organism in Eukaryota, Metazoa, Chordata, Testudines, Geoemydidae. Gene Ontology annotation, cellular component: nucleus; cytosol.
CAUGCGCAUCUUCCCUGGGAAACAGGCGCCCGAAGGUUCUGGGCAUGCGUAUCCGCUGGGAGGCGGGGCCUAGAAUUCUCGCGGGCGCGGCCCCCCCCACCCAUCGUGCGGAGUGUGCGCAUGUGCCGGCUCCCGGCGAGGGCGAAGGAAGGGUCCACUCGGCGCAUGCGCGUUGCCCCGGAGACGGGGGGCCCCGGCACUGAGACGGGGCGGCAGAGCGGCCGCAGGCUGGUUCCGGGCGCGGGGCAUUGUGGGAUCGCGGCGGUGCCAGGAGACCCAGGGGGGGCCCGGGCGCCAUGUUCUGGAAGUUCGACCUGCACUCCAGCUCGCACAUCGAGACGCUGCUGGAGCGAGCCGACCUGACGCUGCGCGAGCUGCUGGACGAGGACGAUGUGCUGCAGGAGUGCAAGGUGGUGAACCGCCGGCUGCUGGACUUCCUGGUGCAGCCGCAGCACAUGGAGGCGCUGGUGACCUGCGUGACCGAGGAGCCCCCCGCCGAGCUGGACGAGCGGCUGCGCUACAAGUACCCCAGCGUGUCGUGCGAGAUCCUGACGUCAGACGUGAGCCCGAUCACGGAUGCGCUGGGCGAGGACGAGGGGCUGCUGCGGCGUCUCUACGGCUUCCUGCAGGGCCACGGGGUCCUGAACCCGCUGCUGGCCAGCUUCUUCAGCAAGGUCAUGGGCAUCCUCAUCAACCGCAAGACAGAUCAGAUUGUGGCCUUCCUGCGCAAGAAGGACGAUUUCGUGAGCCUGCUGCUGCGGCACAUCGGCACCUCGGCCAUCAUGGACCUGCUGCUGCGCCUGCUGACCUGCGUGGAGCAGCCGGUGCUGCGCCAGGACGUCUUCAAUUGGCUGAACGAGGAGAAGAUCGUGCAGAGACUGAUCGAGAUGAUUCACCCCUCGAAAGACGACAAUCAACAUUCCAACGCCUCCCAGUCCCUGUGUGACAUCAUCCGACUGAGCCGGGAGCAGAUGAUGCAGAUCCAGGACAGCCCCGAACCCGACCAGCUGCUGGCCACGCUGGAGAAGCAGGAGACGGUGGAGCAGCUGCUGGGGAACAUGCUGGCGGGCGAGCGGGACGAGUCCGUCAUCGUCAGCGGGAUCCAGGUGCUACUGACGCUGCUGGAGCCGCGCCGAGCCAGGUCCGAGGCCGGGGGGAUGGGCAGCUUUUACUGCCCCCUGGAAGGGCAGCUCGAGCUGGGGCCUCUGGGCUCGGACGGCAGCGCCUGCCAGGCCAGUCCCAGCACCCUCCUGGCGCUCAGAGGUUACCUCCGGGACUUCCACCAGCUGCUGAUCGACCCCCCAAAGCGCCCGGCCCUGCAGAUGACGUGGGGGCUGCUGGACCCGCCGCUGGGGAACACGCGGCUGCAGGUGGUGAAGCUGCUGGGCAGCUCGCUGGGCGCGGGGGACGCGGGGCUGCAGGAGGAGCUGCUGGGCCUGGACGCCCUCAACACCAUGCUGGACCUGUAUUUCACCGACACCUACAACAAUUUCCUGCACGCCCAGCUGGAGGCGUGUCUGAGCACCCUGCUGCGGGCCGGCGCCCCCCCCGAGGACUCGCAGCCCCCCCCAGACAGCCCCGUCGUCAAGCAUCUGCUGCAGAAAUGCCGCCUGGUGCAACGAAUCCUGUCGGCCUGGGAGGAGAACGAGCAGACGCAGGCGGCCGGAGGCCAGCGGAGGGGCUACAUGGGCCAUCUGACGCGCAUCGCCAACGCCCUCGUGCAGAGCUCCGAGAAGGGCCCUCACGUCGCCCUCGUGGGGCAGCUGCUGAAAGAGCUGCCGGAGGAGGAGCAGGAACAGUGGGAGAAAUUCGUCUCGGGGCCCCUGGCAGAGACCAACAAGAAAAACGUGGUGGAUCUGGUGAACAUGCACAAUCUGCACUCGUCCAGCGACGACGAGGAAAACGACCUGAAGGAGUUUAACUUCCCCCAGGAGGCCGUGCUGCAGCAGGCCUUCGUGGAUUACCAGAUGCAGCAGGUGACGUCGGCCUUCAUCGACCACUUCGGCUUCAACGACGAGGAAUUCGGGGAGCAGGAGGAGAGCGUCAACGCCCACUUCCGCCAACUCAAGAGUGCCCCCUUCGACAGGACGGGCAGCCUGAGCUUCUCGUUGAGCGCCGACGAUGACAGUCCCAACUCCAACCUGUUUGAAGUCUGCUACAAGGAGCGGAUCCAGCAGUUUGACGACGACGACUCGGACGGGGAGGACGCCUGGCAGGAGAAGGAGCUGGGCUACUCCGGGGGGGGGCCGCAGCCCACAGGGCCCAGGAGCCGCGGCAGCACGGACAGCGAGGGCAGCCGGGACUCGGAGGAGGAGGAAGACGCGGGCGGGGGCGAGGAGGGCGGAGGCGGCGGCGGCGAGGCCGAGGGGGCCAGCCCUGACCCGGAGCCUGCAGAGGCCCCCGCUCGGCCCCCCCCCAGCGGCGGGGUGGACACUGGAGUGGCCGUGUGGGACAGGCCCGGCUCAGACGCCUCCCGCCCCCCCACGGAAGGGAGCUGGGCCCUGUUUGCAGAGGCGCUCUCAGCGCAGACCAGCCUGUCAGAUGCCCCGUCAGGCUCUGCCCAGGGACCCCACCCUCAGGAACCGACAAGCAGCAAUGUAUCUUCAGGGGGAGCAGCCCCCCUGGAGCCCCCCCGUGCGGGAUCGCCCUGCGAGAGCAGCGACCUGGCGCUGAACGGCCAAUCGGCGCCUCCGCCCGGCCCCGCCGCAGCCAGGCCGAACACGGAAGGGGCCCCCCUAUCUACCUCUGAUGCCCCCCAGCGGCUCCCGGGGGCUGCGGCCGCCCCGAAGGCGGAGAACGGCGCCCCCCAGAGGCAGCAGCAGCCAGCAGCCAGAUAAGGCUCGCGGAGGGCGCCUGGGGAAGCUGCUGAUCGUGGGGGGGCUGGGGGGAGCCCCCCCUCCCGAAGCCCGGCCCGCCCAAGGAGAGCUCAUUCCCGCGGGGGGGGGGGCAGUAUAGGACGGGGGGGUCACAGUCCCCCCCAUCACAGGAUGCUCAUGGCGAGAUGGCUGGGCGCCCCCCCAGGGAGGCUGGUGUUUGCCCCCCCCGGCAUGGCCCCCCCCCCCCUUUUUGCACUGAAAUCGGCGGCUGAGCGACGGAAUUCAAAGCGAAUCGUUCGGAUAAGUGACUCUGGGAAGCACUAACACCCCCACUGGCCCCCACCUCCCAUG